UGAGACUUACCUCCCUUGUGUUGUCUAGUGGCGCUAAUGUAUUUCCGCUGCUAGCUGGGUGCCUGACAGUGACAAAAAUCCAUUUAGUCCAUAGAGCAUCCAACACCGCCAACGGAAAGGAGGUGUGCUCCAGAAAGGCAGGGUAAGGCAGUGCAAGAUGACGACUUGCGAACUGCCUUGUAUGCCUUUUAUGGCUCUUUACAUCAUUUCUAUGCACAUCGUCAACAGCAACUCCCGUUCAAGUGCCAAUCAUUGGAAACUAAACCUGGCGGCUGGGAAAGUAGAACCUGCCACUGAAGAAACAGUUGACUCUGAAGAUGAGAAAGUUAUGGCUAUACUUACUGCCAGCAGAGUCGUUGAGAAUGGAGAAUGGAAGGUCGAGGGAGUAGAGGGGUCAUCGAACUGCAAAAAUGCAUGCAGGUCAGAUGAUAACGUUGAAAAAGAACGAGUUGUGGAAAGAAAGACAUCAUCCCCAAGUAUGAAUACAUCGUCUUCAAGUGUAAAACACAAAAAAGGACUUACUUGUGGUAAACCUGUCAAUUCCACUCAGUAUGACCACCUAAGGGGUAUAGCCAACAGGCAUGAACACCCUCAUAUCCCAGAGCCAGAGGUGGCCAUGAUCUUCCGGAAAAAAGGCAGCCGCUCAUCAGAAGUGGACCUAAAUGAUUUAGAGGAAAAACUCUUGAGGCUUAAAAAAGAUAAACCCAAAUCAGCACAAGUUCACAAUCAAAUAGGGAAUUUUUGGAGAAUCAAAGGCAACACACAGCUUUCAAUAGAAUGCUUUAGAAAAGCACUGUUACUGUCACCAGACCAUCCAGAUGUGCUUCUUAACCUAGCUCGUGUUCUCUUCAACCUUCAGUACUUGGACGAUGCAAUAUUCCUCACACGUAGAUCGCUGGCAAUGCAGUCAACAAAACAGAACACUUGGCUGCAGCAUUACACUCUUGGGGAAAUUCUCAAAGCCUAUGGGCAUUAUCAAGAGGCUACCAUGCACUUUGGGCAUGCAUUGGAACUGAACCCUGGGUUCCAGCCAGCAAUUGCUCACUUGCGUGAAAUGGAGGGCACACCCAGUUCGUCAGUGACCCAGUAUACAUUGUUUAUCAUACUUUUUUUGGUGCUUGGUGUCCUGUUUGGAGUCAUCACUUCUAUUGAGGCUAAUUUUGAAGACACAGGGGAGGUCGUGAAGACCCAGCGCCAUUUCAACCGUGCCAUGGCUAUGAGAUCCAUCAAGCUUGGCAUUAAUCACCGGCUGAUCCGAAUGCGAAAACUGAAUUGCUAGGAACAUUGGUCUUUUAUAGUGUGUCCCAAACAUCCCUCCUCCCCAUGUAAAAUAAUUAAACUAUUCUGUAAAAAUUUCAGAAACCACCAGAGAGGUAUUUGUAGCAUGACUGCAGUGUCACCUACCAAACCAAAACAAAAGGGUGGGGGGUCAAAAAGGAAUCCUCUAUACACUAUUGCAAGCUUUCUACUUUAAUCGUGACAGUUUGUUUUAAGUGGCAACAACCCACAAAAGAUUUACUAAGCACUUUUUUUUUUUAAACUGUGUAUCCUGUUUAUGGCUUCAUGAGGGAUCCAAUCUUCCAAAAUUUAAAAAAAGCUGAUGACAAGCCAUGACUAACAGUAACACUCAAGAAAUUUCCACUUUUAGAUUACACGAAAGUUUCAUAAACUUUCAUUUUUACAACUCUGUAUUUAAGAAGAUUCGCUUUAAAGUGACUUGAAAAAUACAAAACCUUUCAGAAAAAACCAAGACAUAAGCCAUCAUUGUUGAAGAAUGGUCUAACCGGUACUGAUGUUUUUGAUAUGUAGAAUACACGUUGGUGGUUGCAACAUGAGCAGGCGAGUUUAAAACACCUAUAGAUGCAGCAAUUAUACUGUUCUCCUGUUUUCAGUAAUUUAGUAGCUGCUGGUCUGUAUGAUAAAAUUUUAUACACUUACAUUCUAGGAUGUAAGAUAAUGGGAAAUAAAGUGCUCUGUUUUAUGUCUCCUAACCUGAAACACAUUGUGUCAUCUAUUCCUAUUUUUUCAUCAGAAGAUAUCUUGGUAACUACAUGGCUUGAUGGGUGCUUUUGCAUUUUCAAUUCAUUUUGAACUAUCUUAUUAAAAGAAAAUUUAUUGUCAGUAAAAUCAACAAUUAUUUUUUUUUUUUAAUUGCCAUGAAUUCUUUCUCCUAAAUCUUCUGCCUUGGUAUGCAGUUGACAAUAGAAUAUUUUUCCAUCUGUCAUGAAAGGGUCAUGCUUCAAACAUCCGACACAGUUCCUAAAUUUAAUAAAGUACCAGGCAAUAUGAUCUUGGCUAAAGAUUUGUUUAUGAGCAUUAAUAAAACAGUCAAUUCUGAAGGGCUUUAUGGAAAAUCAUUGUGUUGAGAUAUUUUCUCAUUCUGUUGUCUUUUAGUUUGCUUGUUUUAACUCUUGAGUUGUAGCAUGAAUUCUUACAUUGUCACAUUGUAAUUCUUAAGCAGUUAUUAUCCUGUUUCUGUUGGAUGGAACUGUAUUUAAGAUUAGACAGGUUUGUUGUUCUAAAGUUACUUUUUUUUCAAUUAACAUUUCUAGCAAGCAGAAUAUUUAUCCUCUUAUUCUGUUACCCCAGUAGUUCAGUUUUUCAAUUGGAAUAAGUAAAUUGCCAUGUAUAAAGAUAUCUGUUAUUGACAACUGACUAUACAAUGUACAAUUAGCUGGCUAAUUAUCAGGAAUGCUAAAAGAAUAGUCUUUAAAUGUUUUUACAGUGAUCAGUGCUGUUUGAUACGAUUUGAGAUACAGUUUUACAGUACGCAGUUACGGAUAGUCUGUGAUAUAUUUCUUCCAUUAAUCUUUACAUAGCUUGUAAUUUAGAUCUCAAGGGCCCAUUUGUUUGGAAAAAAA
Pomacea canaliculata is the source of this 2861-nucleotide messenger RNA. RefSeq lists its product as uncharacterized. The transcript has 3 exons. Gene Ontology annotation, cellular component: cytoplasm; actin cytoskeleton. Bases 158 to 1279 code for a protein of 373 amino acids. Gene Ontology annotation, molecular function: protein binding. The record is from RefSeq and is a predicted model, not a curated record. Lineage: Eukaryota; Metazoa; Mollusca; Gastropoda; Architaenioglossa; Ampullariidae. Gene Ontology annotation, biological process: actin filament polymerization.